Molecule: messenger RNA, 2294 nt
Organism: Vigna unguiculata (cowpea)
Lineage: Eukaryota; Viridiplantae; Streptophyta; Magnoliopsida; Fabales; Fabaceae
Product: transcription factor bHLH62-like
Biological process (GO): regulation of DNA-templated transcription
Cellular component (GO): nucleus
Molecular function (GO): protein dimerization activity; DNA-binding transcription factor activity
Source: RefSeq, a predicted model, not a curated record
UCAAACAUACACAACUUGGACUCAACUUGUGUUGGAUCUCUAUUUAGGCCCCCCCACACCUUCUUUCCUUUGCUUUCUAUUUACCUUUUCACACAAAUUCAUCACUCCAUGUAACCAAUUCAUAAACCAUUUUAUUUUAGGCCUUUGGGACACACACAAAAAACAUUCAUCUUCUUUUUUCUGGGUCUAAUUUCUUCAUCUCUUCCUUCAUGGAAAACCAGUUCUUCCUCAAUGCUCCUCAGCUGCAUUAUGACCCUUCACCACCUCCUUGUCCACCCUCUUGGCACUCACUCUCUUCUCCCAUGGAUGUUCAAGUUUUGAAUUCUUCAACCGAGAGAACACAGGAUUGCUUUUACACACCGCCGUGGGAGAAGUCAACGGAUCAUGCUCUUCACUUUGAUUCUGCACUCAGUUCAAUGGUGUCUUCUCCUGCAGCUUCCAAUUCCAACAUGUCAACUGACAACUUUGUCAUCAGGGAGUUGAUAGGGAAAUUGGGAAACAUUGGUGGUGGUGCUGGUGGCUCUGAUGAGAUCUCACCUCAUUCUCAGCCUUUGCUUGCUGCUGCAUCUUCUUCCUACAUCAAUGGCAAUAACAGCACCAACACUUCAUGUUACAGCACCCCUUUGAGUUCUCCUCCCAAGAUCCCCACAAUGAUGAAUCACUUGGUGAAAGAGGGGUUGAAUUCCAGUGUGGCAGAAUUCUCAACUGAUCCUGGUUUUGCUGAGAGGGCUGCAAAGUUUUCUUGCUUUGGAAGUAGGAGUUUCAAUGGCAGGACCACCCAAUUGGGCCCCACCAAUGCCGAGUUGACUCACAGAUCUUCUUCUCCAUUGCUGGAAAAUGGGAAGCUCCCCAGAGUCUCAAGUACUCCAUCUCUCAAAGUGCUUGGAUCUCUGGUGAGUUCUCAGGAGAACAAGAAUUCUCCAUUGCAAGACCAAAUGGAAGUGGCCAAUUCUCAAGAGGAAUCAACAAUCUCAGAACAGAUUCCAAAUGGGGACAAUGGGGUGAAACCUUCCCCUUAUGCGAAUUCUAGAAAAAGAAAAGGUCCAUCCAAAGGAAAAGCCAAGGAAACUUCAACUUCAACUUCAACCCCCACCAACACCAACACCAACCCCAACCCCAACCCCAACCCCAACCCCCCUAUGGCUGCUGAAGCCAGUGAAGAUUCAAAUGCAAAGCGCAGCAAAACUAACGAAGGUGAGGGCAAUGAAAAGGGCCAAGUGAAGGCAGAGGAAGAGUCCAAAGGGGUAACUAGUAAUGCAAAUGACGACAAACAGAACAAGAGUAACUCAAAACCCCCAGAGCCUCCAAAGGAUUAUAUUCAUGUCAGAGCAAGAAGAGGUCAAGCCACUGACAGUCACAGUCUUGCAGAAAGAGUCCGGAGGGAGAAAAUCAGUGAAAGAAUGAAACUUCUCCAAGAUCUUGUCCCAGGUUGCAAUAAGGUGACAGGUAAAGCACUUAUGCUUGAUGAAAUUAUAAACUAUGUGCAGUCAUUGCAGCGCCAAGUUGAGUUUCUGUCCAUGAAGUUGGCUUCUGUUAACACCAGGCUGGAUUUUAGUAUUGAGAGUCUAAUCUCGAAAGAUAUAUUUCAAUCAAAUAAUUCUUUGGCACAGCCAAUAUUCCCACUAGAUUCCUCAGCACCAGCCUUUUAUGGGCAACACCCUCAACCAAACCCAGCAAUCCACAGUAACAUUCCUAAUGGAACUGUGUCCCACAACUCAGUGGACCCAUUGGAUUCUGGUUUGUGCCAAAACCUUGGCAUGCAGUUACCUCACCUAAGUGCCUUUAAUGAAGGUGCCUCUCAGUAUCCAAUAGCAUUCUCUGAAGAUGACCUCCACACCAUUGUUCAAAUGGGUUUUGGCCAAACUGCAAAUGGGAAAACAGCAGUACAAGCUCAGAGUUUCAAUGGCUCAAAUCAAGUACCCCUAUGAAAGUUAUGAAAGUUAAGCUCUCAUCACCAUUCAUUACGCCUGAAUUGAAGCUGGGAGGAAUAGAAAAAAACUGCUUCUGUACACAACAAGAAGAGAUUUAAUUUGAACGACCCCUUGAAUUAUUAAGCCAUUAUUAUCAUCAUAAGUAGGUAUAAUAGAACCCUCUUUUGUCCUUAUGCUACCCAUUUCUUUUCUCACCAUGAUUUUAAAUUUUUAAUCUUCAGGGGCAGUUCUUUUCAUUAUUUUUUUCUUACAACUAUUCACUGUAAAAUCUUUAGGACCGAUUCUGUAUUCUCUUGGUGCAAAUUCUUAUUAUUACAGCACCAAUUGUAAGAUAUAGUGCUAAUUAAAGGAGUUUUUCUUCUA